CAGUUUCCAAGUUUUAAAAACAGCAGCAAGGAUCCAAUGGACCUUACUGUUGAUUCGAGGAUGGAUUUCCUUCUAACUGACUUAUGUCUAUGUUCACAGAUAUGUGCUGACUAGCAGGCUCACGUGCACAGUGUGGAGGUCAAGCUGUAUCUUACAAAAUGGGAUUUGGGAGUGACCUGAAGAACUCACAGGAAGCUGUGCUAAAGCUGCAAGACUGGGAACUACGGCUGCUGGAGACAGUGAAGAAAUUCAUGGCUCUGAGAAUAAAAAGCGAUAAAGAAUAUGCAUACACGCUGCAGAACCUCUGUAAUCAAGUUGAUAAAGACAGCACGGUGCAGGUGAAUUACGUCAGCAACGUGUCCAAGUCUUGGCUACUGAUGAUUCAGCAGACAGAGCAACUCAGUAGGAUAAUGAAGACCCAUGCAGAAGACUUGAACUCUGGACCCUUGCACAGGCUCACCAUGAUGAUCAAGGACAAGCAGCAAGUGAAAAAGAGCUAUGUAGGCAUUCAUCAGCAGAUAGAGGCCGAGAUGAUCAAGGUCACAAAGACAGAAUUGGAGAAGUUGAAAUCCAGCUAUCGACAAUUAAUAAAAGAAAUGAAUUCUGCCAAAGAGAAAUAUAAAGAAGCCUUAGCCAAAGGGAAGGAAACAGAAAAGGCCAAGGAGCGCUGUGACAAAGCCACAAUGAAACUUCAUAUGCUGCAUAACCAGUACGUGCUGGCCCUGAAGGGGGCGCAGCUCCACCAGAGCCAGUAUUACGACACCACACUUCCUCUGCUGCUGGACUCCGUGCAAAAGAUGCAAGAAGAAAUGAUAAAAGCACUAAAAGGCAUAUUUGACUAGUAUAGCGAGAUAACCAGCCUUGUCACAGAGGAGAUAGUGAAUGUCCACAAGGAGAUUCAAAUGUCUGUUGACCAGAUAGAUCCUAGCACUGAGUAUAAUGACUUCAUCGACGUCCACAGAACAACAGCUGCUAAGGAGCAAGAAAUCGAAUUUGAUACUUCCUUAUUAGAAGAAAAUGAAAAUCUUCAGGCAAACGAGAUCAUGUGGAAUAACUUAACAGCAGACAGUUUGCAAGUAAUGCUGAAGACUUUAGCAGAAGAGCUCACACAGACCCAGCAGAUGCUUUUACACAAGGAGGCGGCAGUCCUGGAGCUAGAGAAGAGGAUUGAGGAAUCUUCUGAGACCUGCGCAAAGAAGUCUGACAUUGUGCUUCUUCUGGGCCAAAAGCAGGCACUUGAAGAGCUGAAACAGUCAGUCCAGCAAUUGCGAUGCACUGAGGCAAAGUGCGCAGCACAGAAAGAAUUGCUGGAGCAAAAAGUACAGGAAAAUGAUGGGAAAGAGCCACCUCCUGUGGUGAAUUACGAAGAAGAUGCGCGGUCAGUCACGUCUAUGGAAAGAAAGGAGAGGCUAUCCAAAUUUGAGUCUAUUCGUCAUUCAAUUGCUGGAAUAAUUAAGUCUCCAAAGUCGGUCCUCGGCUCUUCAACGCAGCUCUCUGACGUGAUCUCUGUGGGUGAGAAGCCCCUGGCGGAGCAUGACUGGUACCACGGUGCCAUCCCCAGGAUAGAGGCACAAGAACUGCUGAAGCAGCAGGGAGACUUCCUGGUGCGAGAGAGCCAUGGGAAACCUGGUGAAUAUGUCCUUUCUGUAUAUUCUGACGGACAAAGGAGGCACUUUAUCAUACAGUUUGUUGAUAAUCUAUAUCGAUUUGAGGGCACUGGCUUUUCAAAUAUCCCUCAACUUAUAGAUCAUCACUUCAAUACAAAGCAAGUCAUCACCAAGAAGUCGGGGGUGGUUCUGCUGAAUCCUAUUCCAAAGGAUAAGAAAUGGGUUCUCAAUCAUGAAGAUGUUUCAUUGGGAGAAUUACUGGGCAAGGGGAAUUUUGGUGAGGUGUACAAGGGCACACUAAAGGAUAAAACCCCCGUUGCUGUUAAAACGUGCAAGGAAGACCUGCCUCAGGAACUAAAAAUAAAGUUUUUACAGGAAGCCAAAAUUCUCAAGCAAUAUGAUCACCCCAAUAUUGUCAAACUUAUAGGCGUGUGCACACAAAGACAGCCUGUCUACAUCAUUAUGGAACUGGUCCCAGGAGGUGAUUUUCUGUCCUUUCUGAGGAAGAGGAAGGACGAGCUAAAGUUGAAGCAGUUGGUGAGGUUUUCCUUGGACGUUGCUGCUGGCAUGCUGUAUCUGGAGGGCAAGAACUGCAUUCACAGGGACCUGGCUGCACGGAACUGCCUGGUAGGUGAAAAUAAUACUCUGAAAAUCAGUGACUUUGGGAUGUCUCGGCAAGAAGACGGUGGAGUGUAUUCAUCUUCUGGCUUAAAGCAGAUUCCCAUUAAAUGGACAGCACCAGAAGCACUGAAUUAUGGGAGAUACAGCUCUGAAAGUGACGUGUGGAGCUUCGGCAUCCUGCUCUGGGAGACCUUCAGCCUGGGAGUCUGUCCGUACCCUGGGAUGACAAACCAGCAAGCACGGGAACAAGUGGAGAGAGGGUACCGGAUGUCAGCCCCGCAGAACUGUCCCGAGGAAAUUUUCACAAUCAUGAUGAAGUGCUGGGAUUACAAGCCUGAAAACCGCCCUAAGUUCAGUGAGCUUCACAAAGAACUCACGGCCAUCAAGAAGAAAAUCACAUAGUGCCACCCAGGGCUAGACUCCACCCGCGGGACUCUGUCCUCAGUCACCCUGACUUUGUACCACCUUACUGCAACCAUCUUUGAAGGUUAUGUUUUUUAUUAACUGGGUUUUUAAAGUAUGUUCCACUUUAAAUAUGUUAAAGGCAAAUUUAUUCAAGAAAUAAAUAGUCCUACCCAGGGCCGUAUUAGCUAACCACA
This is a messenger RNA of Rattus rattus (black rat), 2827 nucleotides long. It is a transcript of the gene Fer, whose product is annotated as FER tyrosine kinase. NCBI's taxonomy places the organism in Eukaryota, Metazoa, Chordata, Mammalia, Rodentia, Muridae. Gene Ontology annotation, biological process: regulation of mast cell degranulation; Fc-epsilon receptor signaling pathway; cell adhesion. The transcript has 18 exons. Gene Ontology annotation, molecular function: non-membrane spanning protein tyrosine kinase activity; ATP binding. The record is from RefSeq and is a predicted model, not a curated record.